GAGUAUUAAACCACCUGCAGGCCCUGGAAUUUAAUUUAAACAGAGUGAUGGACACAUAUUAAUUACAAGCAUAAGUAAUGGCAUAGCAAUAAGGUAUGUCCGCAAAUCAUGACCGAAGCGAUCUAAAUCGUAGUCUAUCAGAGUAGCACGCGAGGAAAGUUGGAGAUUGAGAUCAAGUUCCGUUUGACGUUGACAUCGACUGGAUGAUCGCAACGCUGGCACUGGCGAGGGAAGAGUGGCCAUGAUCUCCUAAAGGCGUAUUAGGCGGCGCAGCCAUCAUAUCAAAUUCCGCGACUUCUUCUUCAGUGUCAGAUGAAGUCAUGGAAAAGCUCUUCAUGCUGGAUGCGAGGAUGGUGUCGUAUGUGAUGCCGUCUAAUGGGUCGACUAGGGUACUCAUAGGAACAGGAGGUUGGGAGGAGGGAGGUCGACGUGAGGAAGAUGAUGAGGUCGGACGUGGUUUCGUCUUUGAGAGCACGCGCCUCUUGGAGCUGCGACUUAUGCGUGUUCGGGGACGUGAUGAGAAUAGGGGUUUGUUGUUCUUCGGUCCCCGAACGAAUAUCUGCGCACUGACCACCGUGCUCACCGUCGAGCAAGACCCUUAUCGUCAACGUCGACCACAAAUGGAGACCGCGAGCACCACCCACCAGGGUGUCUACAAGGGCAAAGUCACCCACAGAUCCUGGCCACAGCUCCCAGAGGAAAUCGUCAGACAUAUCGCUACCUUUUACCUAUGGAAGUCGGCUGCGACGGGGUAUACUCCACAAACUUGGGACGCGCGCGAAUAUUGGCAGCCGAGGAUGGUCUACACCGCUCUACGCGACGCCGGGGACCUCGAAAUCAAUUUUAUGAGUAUAUGCCCUCAGUGGCAUCAAGCUCUCGAAGGUCAUCAUUUUUGGCAACAAGCCGUUGCACUCAUCGACCCAGCCGAUUCCCUCUUGCAGCACAUUAUCGUGUAUCCAAAAUCAAAUUUACACCAUACAAACUCGUCCGCCGGCCCUCCACCACCCAUCCGUCUCUCAUUCUGGCGCCAUUUCCGCAAUAUCAUCAAUUGCAGCUGCCUCGUAUGCCGCAUCAACUCACCUGCCACCCAUCAAGGCCUCACCACCGCCAAACGCGUCAUCCAUUCACCUUUCCUAGGCCCCAUUAACAUCUGUCGCGACCACGACCGCCGGCGCAAUGCCUUUUGCGGUCUUUGUCUACGCGAAGCUCCCCUCUUUGAAACUGCCGGCGUGGUCUCUUCCCAUACCGCUGGCGAGCUGACCAUCGCGUGUAUCGAAAACGAGGAUGAGGAGACAUGGCCCCAUGUCGAUGCGACAUGCAAAAUCUGUAGGCAAGAAUGGCUCUGGCGCCGUGUUUGCGACAACCCAAGGGACCGAGAGGCCAUCGGAGGCAACGAGAUGGUCAGCGAUGAUUGGGAAACGAGACAAUGCGUCGACGGUUUCCUCGAUUUGGCGGAAGGCUCCAUCGCUGAUGUGAUUAGUCUCGCAAAAGAGAAGUGGUGGCUACGAAGGAAUACGCGCCUUGGAGAUAUGCUCCAGCAGGCUUUGGCUGCUGCUAGGCUUGCGAGGGGGGGUGGUGCUGUGGGGUAUGGAAGGGAUGGGGAUUAUGGGAGUUUGGAUGUGGCUGAGGAGGAAGAGGAGGAGGAGGAAGAUGAUGAGGAUGAUCCGGAGCUUAUGCAACUGACUGAGGAGAGCGGAGUGCGAGACCUUGCGUUGGGUGAUUGGGCUCGAGCGAGGAUAUUGGAUGGCUAUUGGUUCAGUCCUGCUGACAUCUGGUAUCAAUACUCUGUUCCUGGCCAGCCCGCGGUUGUGCCAGCCAUACAUCCCUGUCCAUGGACCCGCGAACGCUCAUUAUCGAAUGCCUCCAGCGGCAGUGCAGUGUUGACCACUGAUGAAGCCGAAGAAGUGGAGGAGGAACAUCCCAAAAGAUCUACCUUCACCGCCGAAAUUCCGCCAUCAUACUCGCUCUGCGAACAAGCCUACGUUGCCCACCAGCGGCAGAUGCGUGUAGUGCUUCUUCCAGUGCUCAAAAACGUCGUCCGUCGAUUAGUCAUGGAAUGCGCUGCUUCAGAAGGGCGGCGAGAAGAUCCUGCUGUAAGAGCUGCGCGGAUGAAUAUGGAGGAGGUCCUUCGCAUCGUCAGAGAGGAAGAAGGAGUAUGGUUCGACGGCGUUGAUUGGGCUGAGCGCCGGCGAAGUGAUGAUGCUGUGAAACGACGCAAACGGGUACAACGCGCGAGGGAAGAUGCCCUCCUCAAACGCAGGAGGGAAGACGACUCGGGGAGUAGUAGUGGAAGCAGCAGCAUCAAGUCUGCAUCUGAUAGUUCGUCGAGUGCGACGAGCCCUGUGUUGUCGGCUACGACGCUCCAGACGACCCCUUCGCCUCCUCCGCUCAGCGAUGAGGGGGUUGAGGUCGAGAAGAAGGAGGAUUAUUUGCGCCCGAUGAUCAUACCCGUGUCUCCUGUUCUUAAUCCUCCACGUUUGUUGAGGCCGAUACCUUUGGAAGCGUUCAGGGCUGCGGCUGGGGGUAAUAAUGUCCCACCUACAGUUGUUCCAUCCCAACAAGUCGUCGAGCCAAAGACGCGUGCGGCUGUGGAUUCUGUGGUACUCCCAGGCGGGGAUCGAGGGCACCCGUUGGAGAUCUCGCUUGAUGUGGAUGGGGAGGGUGAGGAGGAGGUUGGGUAUGAGCGACGGGAGGAGGAGGAGGAAGAAGAAGAAGAAGAAGAGGAGGAGUAUGAAGAAGACUAUUCGGACGAAUUGGAAAGGUGUAGUUAUACGCCGCCUUCUGACGUGGAAGUGCGGCCAUCGCGCAAACGGUCUUCUGAUGAGCUAGAGGACGCGGAGGUGGACCACCGGCUUAGGGGAGGGACGCCCCCGAAGAGGGCUAGGAAGGGGGAGAGGUAUGCUCAGGGCGAGGAUUCGGUGAAAUUGAAGUUGAGGAAGAGGAGUAGUGAGGAGUUGGAUGAUGCUGAUGAGGAUGCUGGUCGGGGUGGGUGUGGGAAUAACAACAAGAGGGUGAGGGUGGGUGAUUCGUCUCCUGCUGAGAGUCCGCGGACGACGAGUGAUGUUAGCUCGUUGACGGAUGAGGAGUAUCGGGAUAGGCAGGAGUUUCGGGAUCGGCGUAGGGCUAGGGAUGAGCGGGGGAAGAGGAUGUCGCCCAAGCUCAAGUUCAUGUACUACUAUCUCUUCUCCCAUCCCAGUUAUCGUUGUUUAUAGAGCGGAUUUUAACCUGCGAACCCGCCCAGAGGUAGAAUGUCAAUUUGCUUUUUUCAUUUCCAAUGGGCACAUUAAAUAUC
This is a messenger RNA of Laccaria bicolor S238N-H82, 3292 nucleotides long. RefSeq names its product ABC domain-containing protein. The transcript has 10 exons. The coding region runs from base 321 to 3212 and encodes 963 amino acids. The record is from RefSeq and is a predicted model, not a curated record. NCBI's taxonomy places the organism in Eukaryota, Fungi, Basidiomycota, Agaricomycetes, Agaricales, Hydnangiaceae.